CCCUUUCCCGUUUCCUCCCUGCUCUCUCGCGAGAGGAGGAGCUUGCAGCGGCCGAGCCGAGGCCGAGCGGCCUGGAAGGUGCAGCAGCCCCAGCCUGGUCGCGAGGCGGCCGUUGUCCCGGAACCUGGCGUGUAGGUUGAGUGCUGCAUGUGUGCUUUUCAGAGCAAUAGUGUGAGAAAGCUUGCAGUGGGAUGGCAGGACGGCCUCAUCCUUAUGACAGUAACUCCAGUGAUCCAGAGAAUUGGGAUCGGAAAUUGCAAAAUAGACCCCGUAAGCUUUGUAAAUAUUCAAGUACACCAUCUCGUGUUGCUAAAGGAGUAGACAAUACCAGAAUGAGCCUACAUGGUGCUAGUGGUGGACAUGAGAGAUCACGAGACAGACGCAGGUCAAGUGACAGAUCACGAGACUCAUCCCAUGAAAGAUCAGAGUCUCAACUCACUCCAUGUAUCAGGAAUGUAACUUCACCAACAAGACAACACCAUGGUGAUCGAGAAAAGGAUCACAGUUCAUCUCGGCCAAGCAGUCCUCGUCCUCAGAAAACUUCCCCAAAUGGUUCCAAUAGUAGUAUUGGGAACAGCAGUAGAAACAGUAGCCAGUCAAGUUCAGAUGGGAGUUGCAAGACUGCAGGGGAAAUGGUAUUUGUAUAUGAGAAUGCAAAAGAAGGAGCCCGGAGUGUAAGAACCUCUGAACGAGUUACUCUUAUAGUGGACAACACUAGAUUUGUUGUAGAUCCUUCGAUUUUUACUGCACAGCCUAAUACAAUGUUGGGCAGGAUGUUUGGAUCAGGCAGAGAACAUAACUUCACCCGUCCCAAUGAAAAGGGAGAAUACGAAGUAGCUGAAGGAAUUGGCUCAACUGUGUUUCGUGCUAUUCUGGAUUACUAUAAGACUGGGAUAAUACGUUGUCCUGACGGAAUAUCUAUUCCUGAACUAAGAGAAGCAUGUGACUAUCUUUGCAUCUCCUUUGAAUAUAGUACUAUCAAAUGUAGAGAUCUCAGUGCUCUUAUGCAUGAAUUAUCAAAUGAUGGUGCUCGCAGACAGUUUGAAUUUUACCUUGAAGAAAUGAUUCUUCCACUGAUGGUAGCUAGUGCCCAAAGCGGCGAGAGAGAGUGCCACAUUGUUGUGCUUACGGAUGAUGAUGUGGUUGAUUGGGAUGAAGAGUAUCCUCCACAGAUGGGAGAGGAAUAUUCUCAAAUUAUUUACAGCACAAAGUUGUAUAGAUUCUUCAAGUAUAUUGAAAACAGAGAUGUGGCCAAAUCAGUUCUGAAGGAAAGGGGGCUCAAGAAGAUUCGAUUGGGUAUUGAAGGUUACCCCACAUACAAAGAAAAAGUGAAGAAACGGCCAGGUGGGAGGCCAGAGGUGAUUUACAACUAUGUCCAAAGACCAUUCAUUCGGAUGUCUUGGGAAAAAGAAGAAGGAAAGAGUCGGCAUGUUGACUUUCAGUGUGUAAAAAGUAAAUCUAUUACAAACCUAGCAGCAGCUGCAGCAGAUAUCCCCCAGGACCAGCUAGUGGUAAUGCACCCCACACCACAAGUGGAUGAGCUGGAUAUUCUACCUAUUCAUCCUCCACCCAGCAACAAUGAUGUGGAACCGGAGGGACUAAACCCAGCACUCUGAUUCAGAUUCUUAUUCAAACAAAAGCAUGCUACUUUGAAAAGUGACACUCUCUCAUACUGCACUGCAAUUCCAGCUUUUCUUCAUUGUGUAACACAGUGUUUAGGAUAUUGCA
This is a messenger RNA of Mauremys reevesii (Reeves's turtle), 1728 nucleotides long. RefSeq names its product BTB domain containing 10 (gene BTBD10). Gene Ontology annotation, molecular function: protein binding. NCBI's taxonomy places the organism in Eukaryota, Metazoa, Chordata, Testudines, Geoemydidae. Gene Ontology annotation, cellular component: cytoplasm. Bases 192 to 1616 code for a protein of 474 amino acids. The record is from RefSeq and is a predicted model, not a curated record. Gene Ontology annotation, biological process: positive regulation of phosphorylation. The transcript has 9 exons.